UUUGUCCAAGUCCCUGAAGAUGUUGCUCUUCAUCUUGCUUUUGCUCUUCAAUUUCAACCCAUCUCUGAGCCUAAAAAUCUGCUCCUUCAAUGUGAGGUCUUUUGGAGAAACAAAAAUAGCCAGACCUGAAGUUGUCGAUGCCGUGGUAAAGAUAAUUUCUCGCUGUGACAUCAUGUUGCUGAUGGAAAUAAAGGAGAACAAGAACCGGGUUUGUCCUCUCCUGGUGGAGAAGCUCACCAGUCAGCUGAAGGGGACGAAGGAGGAAUACAGCUGCAUGGUCAGCGAGAGGCUGGGAAGGAAGAGCUACAAGGAGCAGUACGCCUUCAUCUACCGGCAACAUCUGGUGUCGGUGAAACAAACCUACCAGUACCCUGACACCCAGCCUGGGGACGAGGAUGUCUUCUCCAGAGAGCCCUUUGCCAUCUGGUUCCAGUCUCCAAAAACCGCUGUCAAAGAGUUUGCUAUAAUUCCUCUGCACACCACACCAGAGACAGCGGUGCGGGAGAUUGAUGAGCUCUAUGAUGUGUAUUUAGACAUAAAACAGCGCUGGAAAACCGAGAACGUCAUCUUCAUGGGGGACUUCAAUGCUGGAUGCAGCUACGUUCCUCAAAAGCAAUGGAAGAACAUCCGGCUGAGGACUUACUCCGAAUUCAUCUGGUUAAUUGACGACAAAAACGACACAACAGUGAAGAGAAGCACAAACUGCCCGUAUGACAGGAUCGUGGUCAGUGGGCAGAAGCUCGUCCACGCCAUCGUGCCACACUCUGUCAACAUCUUUGAUUUCCAGAAGGACUUUCAGAUGACUGAGGAGCAGGCUUUGGGAGUGAGCGACCACUUCCCUGUAGAGUUUGAGUUAAAAACAAAAGGUGGCUUCUUCAACUGGCUGAAAACACAGUUUUCAAAGAAGAGGAGACCAAGGAAGAGCCACCACUCACGCUCAUGA
Messenger RNA from Tauraco erythrolophus (red-crested turaco), 943 nucleotides. It is a transcript of the gene DNASE1L3, whose product is annotated as deoxyribonuclease 1L3. Lineage: Eukaryota; Metazoa; Chordata; Aves; Musophagiformes; Musophagidae. Gene Ontology annotation, cellular component: nucleus. The record is from RefSeq and is a predicted model, not a curated record. Gene Ontology annotation, molecular function: deoxyribonuclease I activity; DNA binding. Gene Ontology annotation, biological process: programmed cell death involved in cell development; apoptotic DNA fragmentation.